UUCAUGUGUUAUGUUGUUUGGAAACAGGAAAGAAUCGGAGGCUGAAGCAGGCGAAAGAAGAAGCCCAGGCAGAGAUUGAGCAGUACCGCCUGCAGAGGGAGAAGGAGUUCAAAGCCAAGGAAGCAGCGGCCCUUGGAUCUCAUGGCAGCUGCACCACUGAAGUUGAGAAAGAGACCCAGGAAAAGAUGAGCGUGAUCCAGCAGAACUUCCAGAAGAACCGUGAGGUGGUCCUCUCCCAGCUGUUGUCACUAGUGUGUGACAUCAAACCUGAAAUCCAUGUGAAUUACCGCAUCAAUGGGUAGUAGUGGAAGAAGGAAUAAGCAUACUGGAAAUGCUGGUAGUAACGUCUGAGCUUCAGGUGGAAUGUACAGCUCUUAGCCAUACCUUAACUGUUCUUGUAAAUGUGUUAAAUUAUUUCAGUGAAUUGUAGGUCAUCAAUAUCUUGUUGGAGUUCUGUUAGUUUCUUUCUUGACACGGAUUCAGAACUUAUUCAAACAUUAAACGUCUCAAAUCAGUGCAAGUUAUUAAAUAUAUAUUCAAGUUGGCCCAUUAAUGCUCCCUUUUUAUCUGGAUUGUAUUCAGUGAGAGGCCUUCCUCUGAGAAGUAGAAGGGAGAGAGAGAUGCUGACCUGUGUAACUGUAUUCUUGAUGACCAAAAUGCAUUUUUUCAGUGUGGUGUUCACAUUUGUGCAGGGGUUAAACCUUGUAAGAAUAAUUCUCUGGCUGUACAGUGCUGGCUGAUAAUUUUCAGGUGCUUGAGUUUCUCUGUAUUGAAUAUCCUCUGUAUAUUCUGCUGUUAGCUUGAGUUACAAGUCUG
Molecule: messenger RNA, 816 nt
Organism: Phaethon lepturus (White-tailed tropicbird)
Lineage: Eukaryota; Metazoa; Chordata; Aves; Phaethontiformes; Phaethontidae
Gene: ATP6V1G1
Product: ATPase, H+ transporting, lysosomal 13kDa, V1 subunit G1
Exons: 3
Biological process (GO): proton transmembrane transport
Cellular component (GO): vacuolar proton-transporting V-type ATPase complex
Molecular function (GO): proton-transporting ATPase activity, rotational mechanism
Source: RefSeq, a predicted model, not a curated record